Messenger RNA from Aegilops tauschii subsp. strangulata, 1714 nucleotides. RefSeq lists its product as uncharacterized. NCBI's taxonomy places the organism in Eukaryota, Viridiplantae, Streptophyta, Magnoliopsida, Poales, Poaceae. The record is from RefSeq and is a predicted model, not a curated record.
AGCAUAGAUAGCCACUACGGUGUCACCGUUCUUUCGCCUUUAAAAACCACUUGCAAACCACACACAAACCGAAAACCCCUGCCCCUCCAUUUUUAGCAAACUUUGGCUUAAAUCUACCCUCAUCCGCCCCCUUCCUCCCCACUCCCUGCCACCUUCCCCCCAAACAAACAACCGUAUCUUUCUACCUCCUCCGUCCUUCCCUGGCGCCGCCUAUGGACGCGACAUCACUUGAGGAGGAGCAGGUGGCGGCGGCGGCGGCGGCGGCAGACAAUCUUGAUGAGGAGGUGGAGCAGGGGGAAGAGGGGGAGGAGGAGGCCACGCCGGUGGUGCUGAAGAAGGGGCCGUGGACGACGGCAGAAGACGCCCUGCUGGUGAACCACGUGCGGCAGCACGGCGAGGGCAACUGGAACGCCGUGCAGCGCAUCACCGGGCUCCUGCGCUGCGGCAAGAGCUGCCGGCUGCGCUGGACCAACCACCUCCGCCCCAACCUCAAGAAGGGCGCCUUCUCGCCGGACGAGGAGCUCCUCGUCGCGCAGCUCCACGCCCAGCUCGGCAACAAGUGGGCCCGCAUGGCCACCCAUCUGCCGGGGAGGACGGACAACGAGAUCAAGAACUACUGGAACACGAGGGCCAAGCGGAGGCAGCGCGCUGGUCUGCCCAUGUACCCGCCGGAGGUGCAGCUCCAGCUCGCGAUCACCAAGCGCUGCCGGUACGCCGACUUCUCGCCCCCGCAGCAAUCAGCAGGCGGCAAUGUCCUGGACGCCACCGAUGCGGGGUACACGAGCGCCCGCCCGCCGCCGCUGGACCUUGCCGGGCAGCUCGCCAUGGCCAACCGGCCGGUGCAGUUCCUCUCCCAGACGCCCUUCUCCGCGCCGUCUUCCCCGUGGGUGAAGCCGUCGUUCGCACGCAACGCGCGCUACUUCCAGUUUCCGCAUUCAUCGCCCGUGUCGCCGACGACGCCGGAGCUGUCGCUGGGCCACCGCCUGCCCGGCGGCGACCGGACUCGGUUCACUCCUCUCUCUCCGUCUCCGGGGGCCAAGGUGGAGCUCCCUUCAUGCCAAUUGCGCCCGGCGUCACCGGCCGCAGUCGCAGCCACAGACAGCAACGGCGGCGGCCUGGGCGAGGAUCAGCAGAACCUCGAGGCGAUGCUGCAGGAGCUGCAUGAUGCCAUCAAGAUCGAGCCGCCGAGGCACGUGAGCGGCCACGCCGAGCAGGACGGCGCCAGUGGUGGCAACAAAUCGGAGGGUGAACUACUCAAAGAUGAUGAUGACAUCGGCACACUGUUCGACAUGAUUAUACCGAAGGCCUUCCCGAUGACGGAGCCCGCACCACCGGCCAUGGUGACCAACCACUCCGGCAACUCGAUCUCCCAGCAUGGCAGCGACGACCACAACGUCAACCUCAACGUGGAUCAUCUCCCGGUCAUCUCAUCGGAGCAGGACUGGGUCCUCGACGGUGCCUGCCAGUGGAACAACAUGUCCGGCAUCUGCUGACAAAGAUCGAUCUACCUCACAUCAUAAUCAGGACUCGAGGCGUUAUAUAUGUGGUGAUCUUGACAAGCAAAACCAUUAUGAGGAGUCUGUUUUGAUGCAACCUUUUUGGAUGUCUUUAAGUACCUUUCUUUCUUUUGAUCGAAAUGGAGGAUAAACCUUGUGCCUCUGCGGGCGAGACAUACAACUUUCUUUAUUAAAGAGUUUAAAUAAUCAUCCAAAAA